UGGAUUUCCUGAGCCGGUUUUCAAUGAAGACCGAUGCUGCGGGCGCCCCAGGCAGGAGAGCAAGCCUCCAAGAAGAUGCGGAGAAGGAAACUCCGGCCACAGAAUCCCUAGGCAAGGGAGAGGGCCUGGUCUGGGAGGAAGAGGAAGGAAGAGCCACCCUGAUCGUGACCUUCACCCUCCGGAAUGCUAGAAAGGCCGGGCUCUCCAAGACAGUCAAAGUCUUCCAGACUUUUGAAGCUGGAAUCCAUCACCUUGAAACCAGGCAAGCCAAAAAAUCCAAGAACACUACUGAUGACCUCGAAUUUUUUGUCAAAUGUGAAGUUCAUAAUUCUGAUGUCAGUGUCCUUAUAAACUCCUUAAAGAAAGUGGCGGAAGAUGUGAAAACUAUCAGAGAAGAGAGAGUCCCAUGGUUUCCAAAGAAAAUACGAGACCUUGACAAGUGCCACCAUCUGAUCGCCAAGUAUGAACCUGAUUUGGACCAUGAUCAUCCUGGCUACACUGACCCAGAGUACAGGAAACGGAGAGCCUUCUUUACAGACCUGGCCUUCAACUACAGAGAAGGAGACCCAUUGCCUCGAGUUGAGUACACUGUCCAGGAGACUGCUACUUGGAGGGAAGUCUACAGGAAGCUGAGCAGCCUCUAUCCUACCCACGCCUGUAAGCAGUACCUGGAUGCCUUUCAGCAGCUGGAGAAAUGCUGUGGAUACCAAGAGGAUAGUAUACCUCAGCUUCAGGAUGUCUCCAGAUUUUUAAAAGAAAGAACAGGCUUUCAGCUGAGACCAGCUGCAGGGCUGCUAUCGCCUCGUGACUUCCUUGCCAGCCUGGCAUUUCGUGUCUUUCAGAGCACACAGUAUAUAAGGCAUUCCUCUUCCCCUAUGCAUUCCCCAGAACCGGACUGCUGCCACGAAUUGUUGGGUCAUGUUCCCAUGUUAGCAGACAAAGAAUUUGCACAGUUCUCACAGGCUAUUGGACUGGCUUCUCUUGGAUCAUCUGAUGUUGAGAUUGAAAAACUGGCAACACUCUAUUGGUUUACUAUUGAGUUUGGUCUCUGCAAACAAAAUGGAUCCAUCAAAGCUUAUGGGGCAGGACUCCUUUCCUCUUACGGGGAGCUUGUGUAUGCUUUAUCAAACAAGCCUGAGCACAAACCGUUCGAUCCCGAACUGACUGCAGUUCAUCCGUAUCAGGAUCAGACCUUCCAACCUGUCUAUUUUGUAGCAGAAAAUUUUGAAGAUGCGAAGGCCAAACUCCAAAAAUAUGCUCUGAAGAUCAAGAAGCCUUUUUCUCUUCACUAUGAUCCAUUCACCUGCAGCAUAGAGGUUCUGAAUACACCUCAGAAAGUCAAGAACACGCUCAGUCAAAUGAAAGAGGAGCUGAAAAACCUCUGCUUUGCCCUUGAAAACAUUUCUUAAAAGCCAGUUUUAGCUGGUGCUGAAAUGUGUACAAAUAACCCGAGAACUUACUGAUUUCUAGUGGUGAAACUGCGUAUCUGAAGAUCCUAACUCAUGAGUAGCUGAGUCAGUCUAAUCACCUCACUGAGUCAAGCUACACAAUCUUAGCCACAUUCAUUACUUGUUAUUAGUAUGUUUCAGUGACAAACAACAAAAUCUUCUACUUUUGAUAGAUGACAUAAGCUAGUGUUGAGUGGAGUAUAUUUAUCUACUGCUGUACCCUUUAUUGCGUUAUACUGAUAUAUAGACACCCACGCCAUUUUUCUAGGGCUAUCUCAUUGAA
Molecule: messenger RNA, 1731 nt
Organism: Chrysemys picta bellii (western painted turtle)
Lineage: Eukaryota; Metazoa; Chordata; Testudines; Emydidae
Product: tyrosine 3-monooxygenase-like
Biological process (GO): dopamine biosynthetic process from tyrosine
Cellular component (GO): axon; perikaryon; cytoplasm
Molecular function (GO): tyrosine 3-monooxygenase activity; iron ion binding
Source: RefSeq, a predicted model, not a curated record